GAUGAGUGGUGCCUGUCAUCCCAAACACAGCGCUAAACUGUGAUGCAUGUAGCACUGAUGCUGUGACGGACACUUGAAAGCCACAUGUCUGCAUCCCAGUGCAUUUCCUGCUGGCCCGGGAGCACUGCGUGCAUUUCUUUUCUGCGAGCUUGCACCUUGUGAAUGUGGCUUUAGGUGGGCUGGAGGGGUCCAGCACCUCUACUGCCCCAUCCGUAGAGGGAGGCCCGUGAGGAACCAGAGGAAAAGAGUGCUUGGGAAGCCCAGGCCAUGCCCACAGGGCACAUGUCUUGCGGUUUUCUUUCUGCUUCUUGUUUUGCUGCCCUGCUAUAAACACUUAGAGCCGACUUUGCCAAAGCAGAGGGCCUUGGGGCACCUCACUGCAGGUGAUGAUCCGUGGGAACAGAGGGCUGCAGCCCUUGAGGGGCUGUUGAGAAGCCUGACUCUUGGGAAGGAAGACUUUGGGGUUUUAUCAACCGCUUUUGCAGAGUUAUUCUUCAGGAUCUCAGCAGUAUCCCCCAGCCAUGUGGCUGCUGCGGGGGGACUGGAGCAGUCCUGGCUUCCUCUGGCCUGGAGCCUUUAUGGCAGAGCCGGCCACCAUUGUCGGGAAGCCAGGAAAUAUCAAGUGGCUUCCCUGUGUGUGCACUCCAAGAGGGAGGCUGGAAGGACAACAGCAUUCUCCUGAGGGUAGAGCAGGCCUUGGGUCAGACAAAGCUGGCUUAACGAAGUGAGUCUGUUAAGGGAGGGUAAAAUAGAGGUUGUAUGAGCUCCUGCACGGGUGCCGUUUCCAGGCACUGUAGCUCAGAGUUGGGAAAUGAAGCCUUUAUGGUUUUUACCCUCGUAUCUAUAACCCUUUUUCUGCAUCCCGCAGGAGACCAGGGUCCAUGGUUUCCAUCCUAAGUUACUGUUUAGCUCAUCUUACAGGCUGCCAAACGCUCGCGCUGGAGGAUUGAACCCAGUAAAGGAGUGAUCCCCCCCGAGAGCGAGGUGUCUGUGGCCAUCAUAGCAAACUUGGAUGACACUGAGAGAUUGGACGAUGAGGUGAAGGUGUCCAUAGAGAACAGCCGGCCCUACGUCAUCCCCAUCCAGGCUGUCAGCACGGGCACAACAAUUGUCAUUGAGAAACCUGUUGCUCCGGAGCUCAACUUGGGCCUCCGCUUCAGCUUUGAUCCCUGCUGUUACCGCUUCAAGAUGACAAACAGAGGACGAUGCACCCACCAGCUGUAUUGGUCAACAGAAGGCUUCCCCACGUUCUGCCAGCGUGACCGUCUCCGUGCCAUCAGUAACACCAAAGGCACAGAUUCCUCCCAGAGCCCCAAACCCACCUGCCCUGUGUUUAAGCUUCGAGCGCUGAGGACAGAGCUGAUGCCCGGCAAGACUCUGGAGAUGGUGCUGGAAGGCUCCUCCAGCACUCCCCAGGUGGUGAAGGAGCAGCUGCUGUGUCAUGCCGUGGUGGGGAGCAAGGCGGGGAAGGCACCGAUAAUGCAGAUGGAUGUCACGUGUGAGUUUGUUGAUCCCGUUCUGCAAGUGUCUUCCAGAGAAAUCACGUUCUGGGUGGAGAAGCUACCCAGUGACAUCCUCAGCCUACAGCACAAGCCUCUUUCUUUAAAAAACUUGUCCUCCCUGCUGCUGAGCGUCGUCCUGGCCUUAGAUCAACCCUUCCUAGUCUGCGAUGCGGCCCGGCAGCCCCUCCCUGCAGAUGUGCAGGUAAGCAGGACCUUCCCACAGUAGGCUUUGAGGAGGAGGGAUGUGGCGGUGCGUUUCUGUUGGGAGGUCCUCUGGCAGGGCAGUGUCUUCCAUAGAGUCAGCAGUAGCCUGGCCCAAACUCAAUCAGAUCUGAAGUGAGCCGCUGGAAGAAACAAAAAUACCUGAGUUUGGAAGACACUUUGUGGCUCAAAGCCAUGAGGAGAAGGGAGCAGGCACCUAGGGCUGGGCAAGCCAUGGAGUAAAGGUAUCUCCUGGGACUUGCAGCAGCCGUCCUCAGCCAACUUCAAUA
This is a messenger RNA of Falco peregrinus (peregrine falcon), 1993 nucleotides long. Its product is annotated as hydrocephalus-inducing protein homolog. Lineage: Eukaryota; Metazoa; Chordata; Aves; Falconiformes; Falconidae. The record is from RefSeq and is a predicted model, not a curated record. The coding region runs from base 1189 to 1728 and encodes 179 amino acids. The transcript is spliced from 3 exons. Gene Ontology annotation, biological process: cilium movement; axonemal central apparatus assembly. Gene Ontology annotation, cellular component: axoneme.